Molecule: messenger RNA, 1227 nt
Organism: Cornus florida
Lineage: Eukaryota; Viridiplantae; Streptophyta; Magnoliopsida; Cornales; Cornaceae
Product: agamous-like MADS-box protein MADS2
Exons: 8
Coding region: 210-962 (250 amino acids)
Biological process (GO): positive regulation of transcription by RNA polymerase II
Cellular component (GO): nucleus
Molecular function (GO): protein dimerization activity; DNA-binding transcription factor activity, RNA polymerase II-specific; RNA polymerase II cis-regulatory region sequence-specific DNA binding
Source: RefSeq, a predicted model, not a curated record
AAACCUUAAGAGUACUCCUGACCUAGAGAAGAAUAACAGAAACAAAUCUAGCCAUGUAGUACACCUAUAUAUUUAUAUAUAUAGUAGUAUUUGUUAUGGCUUUAUAUAUUGAUUGAUAUAUUUUAUCAGCUUAAACUAAGGAUGUACUGUAAAUAAUUGUGUCAGGUAAUUACAGCUAGCAAUAUUAUAAUAUAUAUAUAUAAAAAAUAAUGGGAAGAGGGAGGGUGGAGCUGAAGAGGAUCGAAAACAAGAUAAAUCGACAGGUGACAUUUGCAAAGAGAAGGAAUGGACUGCUGAAGAAGGCUUAUGAGCUCUCUGUUCUCUGUGAUGCUGAAGUUGCUCUUAUUAUCUUCUCCAACCGUGGCAAGCUCUAUGAUUUCUGCAGCAACUCUAGUGUUAACCACAGCAUGGCCAGGACACUGGAGAGGUAUCAGAGAAGUACUUACAGUGCACGCGCACCAAGCCAGGCUGACAAGGAUACACAGAGCAGUUACCAGGAAUAUUUGAAGCUUAAAGCAAGAGUAGAGGUCUUGCAACAAUCUGAGAGGCAUUUUCUUGGAGAUGAUUUGGGGGAGUUAAGCUCAAACGACCUUGAACAGCUUGAGGGUCAAUUAGACACAUCCUUGAAGCAAAUCAGGUCCACAAAGACUCAAUUCAUGCUCAAUCAAGUUUCGAAUCUUGAACAAAAGGAGCAAAGGCUACUGGAAGUCAACAGAGUCUUGAGGAAACAGUUGGAAGAAACAGCUGGUGUAGAGGUGCAAUCAUCAUGGGGAGCCCGGGAACACAAUAUCCAGGAUAGACACCAGGCUGCACUGUCUCAGGGGUUUAUUGAGCCUCUGGAAUGCAAUAAUACACUGCAACUUGGUUCGAAUUGCAGUUACAAUCCCGCGACACGAGAUCAACUGAAUGUUGCAAACUCAACACGAAGCACUAAUGGGAUUAUCCCUGGUUGGAUGCUUUGAUUUUCUAAACUUGUGAAGAACAUAUGCAAUAUCUAUUUGUGUGUGUCCGUGUUAAAAUUCAUGUCAUAGAAGAGUCUACAUGGUAGAAAGACUUUUUUCUUUCACUUUGCAAAAUAAGUUGUUUGAUGAAAAACUUGCAAUUGUAGCCUAAAAGAGAGGCAAGCAAGUUGACUCUGCUACAUUAAUGUAUGUAGCUUCUAUUAGAGUUGCUUCAAAUCUUUAGCAAACUGAUCAAGAACUGCUACUGUAAUCAGUGGUACGUAAG